Messenger RNA from Elaeis guineensis (African oil palm), 761 nucleotides. The record is from RefSeq and is a predicted model, not a curated record. NCBI's taxonomy places the organism in Eukaryota, Viridiplantae, Streptophyta, Magnoliopsida, Arecales, Arecaceae.
CUACCGAAGUCCCCGCUUCGGAGAUCCGCCCUGAGAAAGUGCCAGGGGGUGAGAGGAGGAAGACCUUGGCCCGCAGGGUCGGCAGUCGCCGGGCUGCCACUGAAUCUAAUAAAAAAGCUGGUAGACGGGUGUUCACUGCCCGAAGUUGUCCAGAGGAUCGUCCGCGUCGAUCCCACACAACGGGUCUGGGACUCGCUGGGGGCCUUCCUCGAGCUCGGGCACCAACUCCUCGCCAACAUCGAGACAACAAACAAGACGGUGGAAGGUCAGCAGGCCGAGGCUGCCUGCCUUAAGGAAAUGGCCCUCGAGGUGGUCGGUCUCCGAGAGGCGCUUGAGAGAGAGAGACAGACCUCGGCGGAACAGAAGGCAGCCUUGGAGGAGAUGGUGAGGAGGGCGGAGGCCGAGGUUGCCAAUAUGGCGGAGCAGAUCCCGACCCUGGUCUCGGAGGCCAGGGGUCAAGCGGUGGAGGAGUUCAAGGCUUCCACCGAAAUGAAGAAGUUGAAGGUUGAGUUCGCCCGAGCCGCAUUCAAUAAAGGGUUCGAGCUCUGCCAGGAGAAGAUGGUCGCUAAAUUCCCCGAGCUUGACCUCAGCUUCUUGGACGAGGCGUCCGAGGACGAAGCCGGACCCUCCACCGCCGUCGCAGCCACCGCGGACCACCCCCCAAAGGUGCCGAGUCCCCCUGUUGAUCCAGAGGUCCAAGACCUCUAAUCUUGUAUUCUUCUUUUGCUGCCAUUUUUCUUCUUUCCUUGGUCUUCAAGAAA